Molecule: messenger RNA, 4511 nt
Organism: Cherax quadricarinatus
Lineage: Eukaryota; Metazoa; Arthropoda; Malacostraca; Decapoda; Parastacidae
Source: RefSeq, a predicted model, not a curated record
UAAAAAAGCUUUCCCGUUUUAACUAAUAACAAUUGGGCUUGUUUGAAGAAGCAAAUAUGGAACCUCGUAUUAUAGUCAACUUUGUAUGCCAGCGUUGCCUGCACCCUAUUCAGUUGGAUCCAGGGUUCUCGCAUCUCAAUGAACACACACUUGCUGAACUUGCUUUGCCUAUUUAUCCUGGAGAAGAGGUAGAGUUUGAUCCAUCAGAGGUAGAUAAAUUGGUACCUCCACUUCCAUUGACUGACUCAGGCCACCACCCUCAUGGCUUUACAUUAGUUGGAGAAUCAGGUGACACUGAAAAAACACAACCUCUUAAGGUAGCUACAAAUCUUUAUGACUUAGUGAGCUCCAACAGUGGCAUUGAUCAUCCUCUUUGUGAAGAAUGCACUGAUGCUCUGCUAGACCUGAUGGACACUACACUGUCAAGAACUCAAAAGCAGGCACAGAUGUCACAACAGUUAUAUGCUUCAUUGACAGAUAUGCCAGAUACUGAUGUUACAGCUCUUGAGAAUGAGUUGAAAAAUCUACAACUUGAAGAAGAACGGCUGAUCAAGGAGUUAGCAGAGGUGGAGGCUGAACAAGAUGCUGCUCAAAAGGUGUUGGAGAAGCACGAAGAAGAAAAGGCACAGUUGGAAGAUGAAGAAGAACGUUACUGGAGGGAGUAUUGUACUCACAAGUCACAGCUCACUGCUAUGGAAGAUGAGAAUAGAAGCUUGAAAAGCCAACUGACCUACACGCAAAAUCAACUCGAGCGAUUGAAAAAGACAAAUGUGUUUAAUACAACUUUCCAUAUCUGGCAUUCUGGCCAUUUUGGAACAAUAAACAAUCUUCGCUUAGGUCGUCUUCCUACUGCUCCUGUCACCUGGCAAGAAAUAAAUGCUGCCUGGGGCCAGACUGUUCUGCUCUUAGCUUCGCUAGCUAGGAAGAUAGGACUAAAGUUUUCUAAAUACAGAUUAGUUCCUUAUGGCAACCAUUCAUAUAUUGAGGUUAUUGGUGAAAAUCGUGAAUUACCCUUGUAUGGAUCUGGUGGAUUCCGAUUCUUGUGGGAUACCAAGUUUGAUGCAGGAAUGACAGCCUUCUUGGAAUGUGUAGCAGAAUUUCAGCAACAUGUUGAGGCACAGGAAGGUCAAGCAGCUCGUUUCUGUCUGCCAUACCGUAUCAAUAAACACUGUAUUGAAGAUCCUACAUCUGGCAAUUCUCUUUCUAUAAGGAUGCAGUUCAACAGUGAAGAACAGUGGACCAAAGCUCUCAAGUUCCUCUUGACUAAUCUGAAAUGGGGACUUACAUGGGUAUCUUCAGCCCUUUUCUCUAGUACACAGGGUGAAAGUUAGGUACAAAAAUUGUGGACUCAAGAUGAACCUAUCAAAUAGGCUUGGGGAAAGACUUGAGGGUGAGGUUGUUCUAGAUAUACUAAAAUAAGGAAUGGAAAGGUGAUAUAUAUAUUUUCUGUAUUUAUAAAUGAGUUUCUAGCAGCGCUGUAUAGCCCUUGUGGCUUAGCACUUCUUUUUGAUUAUAAUAAUAAUAAAUGAGUUUCUUGGGUUGUAAUUAGUGUAAAUAAACUAAUGCUAAGAGAUAGGAAUUAAAAAAAUGUGUAUAUGAAAAGUUAAUUUGAAAUGGCACUCUUCAAGGAAUGUGUCACAAUGCCAAUGAAUGACUUUUGAUUCAAGUAAUUGGAGUCACCCUCUUUCUCAGACCAAUAAAUAUAUACAUAGGUGUAUACAAUAGGAGCAAGGGGCUGGUAACCCCUUCUCCUGUAUAUAUUACUAAAUGUAAAAGAGGAAACUUUCAUUUUUCCUUUUGGGCCACCCCGCCUCGGUGGGAUAUAGCCAGUGUGUUGAAAGAAAGUGUAUACAGUAUAUACAGUUCAAUUUAAUUUAGGAAUAAAAGUGCAAUGUAUUCUUCAGUUAUUGAACAUGUUUCAUGCAGCCUUAAUGACCCUUGUGUAAUAAAUAGGCUCUAAACUUGAACAACCAGUCCUUCCUCAAAUCAGACCUGAUAACUUCCCAUUCAAAAUACUGAUGACCUACAGAUUUGACACUUCUCCAUAAAUUCUUAUUACAUUCAUUUAGGGAAGAAGAGGCUAAACCAUUAGGGAUCAUACAGGUUUGAUUUAAAGAAGGAAAGGUCAUGUCCAAUUCCUUGAAUUGUGGAAUCUCUGCCUCCUUGCUUCAGUGUUCAACACCUAUACUUCACAUCCAUAUAAAAUGUUGGUAUUACUAUACUCUGGUACAUUCUUGUGGCAUCCAUAAGCUAUGAAUGUUGCAGCGAGGAGAAGGCUGGAGGCAGUGGAGAUGUCAUGUCUGAGGGCAAUGUGUGGUGUGAAUACAAUGCAGAGAAUUCGUAGUUUGGAAGUUAGGAGAGGUGUGGGAUUGCCAAAACUUGUCCAGAGGGCUGAGGAAGGGUUGUUGAGGUGGCUCGGACAUGUAGAGAGAAUGGAGCGAAACAGAAUGACUUCAAGAGUGUAUCAGUCUGUAGUGGAAGGAAGGCGGGGUAGGGGCUGGCCUAGGAAAGGUUGGAGGGAAGGGGUAAAGGAGGUUUUGUGUGCGAGGGGCUUGGACUUCCAGCGGGCAUGCGUGAGCGUGUUUGAUAGGAGUAAAUGGAGACAAAUGGUUUUUAAUACUUGACGUGCUGUUGGAGAGUGAGCAAAGUAACAUUUAUGAAGGGGUUCAGGGAAACCGGCAGGCCGGACUUGAGUCCUGGAGAUGGGAAGUACAGUGCCUGCACUCUGAAGGAGGGGUGUUAAUGUUGCAGUUUAAAAACUGUAGUGUAAAGCACCCUUCUGGCAAGACAGUGAUGGAGUGAAUAAUGGUGAAAGUUUUUCUUUUUCGGGCCACCCUGCCUUGGUGGGAAUUGGCCAGUGUGCUAAUAAAAAAUAAAAAAAGCUAUUUUCAUUUCAAAGAUGCUUCAACACACUACCUACUUAUUUUCCCUCAUCUAUUCUAUGGUUCACUUAAUUUUUUGUAGACCAGUCUGUUGACAUUUCCUCCCAAAUAUCUAAAUAUAUACAUCUGCUUCCUCCAUACUCCCUCUAGUCUAAUAUUCAACUUACUAAUAAGCUAGGCUUUUUGUUACCCUCAUGGCCUUGCUCUUAUCCAUAUUCACUUCUAAUUUCCUUUUAUACAUCCGCCCAAAUUCAUCCACCAACCUUUACAAUUUGUCUUCAAUCCCUCGUAAGAAUUGUGGCAUUAUACAAUAGGUCCCCUACUGACGAUGAUCCACGUUUGCUAAACUGGUACUUUGAAAGUGCCAUGAGGACCAGCACAGAGAUGUGUUUUCAUACAUUGAAGCCCAUAAUGUGGUUUAUGUAUACCACUCCAUUUUAAAUUACAUUGUACAGUAAGGCUUUGUAAUGUUUGUGUUCAUGAAAAUUGUAACCAAGAGUGUUUGGAAUCUACUUUUCCAUAAAUGCCCAUAUUAUAUUCAAAGAUACAUUCUCAAACCAUAAUAUUCUCUAACUGAUUUGAUUUUCAGGUAAGAUAAUUUACUUAGUAUUUUACAUUCCAUGCUAUAUACUCCUUUUCAACUGCAAAUAGCACCAAACAAUAUUAAUGUGUAUAUGUUAUUUACAGCUGCAGUACAUUAUGGUAUUUAUACUGAAUAUUAGUACAGUUUUGUUCACUGGAAGUGAUAUUUCUAUGGCCAUGAGCAUUCCUGAGAUUCAGAAGGGAGAUUGUGUCCAUAACUAAUUAAUAAUAUCCAAAGUGCCAAAAUUGUAAGUGUGGGUCAUCAUAAGUCUGGGACCUACUGUAUAGCAGUCAUUACCAGUUUUCACGUUUCAUUUCUGCUUAUACUUGAUUUGUUACAUAAUGACAUUCUCACCUUUGAGGAACUUGUCUACUUUGAUAAGGAGGCAGGGCCAGGAGCUAUGAAAUGACCCCUGCAACCACAAAUAGGCAAGUACACACACAGUCAAGGCAAGAAGGAAAAACUUGGCCAUCUAUAGUAGUAACUUAGCCUAGGGUGUACCUCAACUUUCUCAAGUUUUUUUUUUUAUUAUUUUAUCUAGUGUUGUCAACCUGCAUGAAAAAUUACCGUAUGUAUUAUUUCAUACAAAUACUUUUGUAAAAUUUAAUUACUUGAUAAUGAAGAGUAGUGUAAAGCACCAGAGGGGUGCUUUACACUACAGUUAUAAAACUGCAACAGUAACACCCCUCCUUCAGAGUGAUAUUCACUUCCCAUAGUGAUAUUCACAGUACAUGCCAGGUUUGAAGAAAGGUAUGCUGGUUUGAUGUUACCUCCUAACCACAGAGUACUCUAUUAGUGUUGUAUUCGGAGAAUGUGCUAAACCCACAUGGAUAUCACGGCACCUGAUAAGCGGGAGGCAAUCAGUUUUCAUCUAAGGAAGGAGAAAACAAGUCCAAUUCCUUGUAUCAAAAGUCUCUUACCAGCAUCAAGGAACCUCUGAGGGCCAUACAUAUUUAAAGGGUGACUUAAUGCAACUAAUUAAUUUUUUAAUUAGUACUGUAUUGUUAACAUGAAAAAUGUAAGAAAAUAAACUGCUUGAUAUACAA